AUGCCUGAUGAAGAUGAAGAUGAAGAUGAUCAGCAAAUUAUCUCGAAUGAUGCUUUCAACAAUGCACAAGUGGGAGAGGGUGUUUGGUUUGUGGAGGCAUCUGCAAAUUGUACCCUUAAAUCUGCUGCUUACUUUGAGGAUGUCACCUCCAUUCCAUUCGAUAAGCUACUUCCUCAUAAUCCUCCUCAAACUCAAGGCAUUGAUCCUCUUGUUCUAAUGUUUGUGACAGAAUUUGAAGGUGAUGGAUUUGUAAUGGGACUUGCAUUCUGCCAUACUAUAUGCGAUGGGCUAGGAGCAGCUCAGUUCCUUAGUGCAUUUGGUGAGUUUGCUAGAGGUGCCCACCAACUCACCAUUUCCCGACUAUGGCAUUUUAAUUGUCUUCCUCAACCACAAACAAUAAUAAAUUCCACACCACCACCUAGAAAUUUCAUGCGCCCAUCUGCUGAUUACGAGUUGGAGCAAGAUAAUAUAGACAUUCCACUCCAUCACAUUAAUCAGUUGAAGCAGCAUUCUACACACUACAACAAAAUCAGAUGUUGGGCAUUUGUUGCUGCUGCUUCUGCUGCAUGGAAGAAGAAGCUAAAUCCAUCUCAGCAUGAUUCUUCUUUUUCUGGUUUUGCAUCUCUGAUUGAGUUGUUUUUCUUUCGGAUUUCACGUUGCAGGUUAGGAGUCGUUGUUUUCGGUGGUUUAGAGGAAAAGUGA
Cynara cardunculus var. scolymus (artichoke) is the source of this 702-nucleotide messenger RNA. Its product is annotated as acyl transferase 4-like. Lineage: Eukaryota; Viridiplantae; Streptophyta; Magnoliopsida; Asterales; Asteraceae. Bases 1 to 702 code for a protein of 233 amino acids. The transcript is spliced from 6 exons. The record is from RefSeq and is a predicted model, not a curated record.